Molecule: messenger RNA, 1953 nt
Organism: Heteronotia binoei (common prickly gecko)
Lineage: Eukaryota; Metazoa; Chordata; Lepidosauria; Squamata; Gekkonidae
Product: vomeronasal type-2 receptor 26-like
Exons: 4
Coding region: 1-1953 (650 amino acids)
Biological process (GO): G protein-coupled receptor signaling pathway
Cellular component (GO): membrane
Molecular function (GO): G protein-coupled receptor activity
Source: RefSeq, a predicted model, not a curated record
AUGUGGAUUGGUCUCCUGGCUCCAGACAAUGCCCAAGGAGAACGAUUCCUGAGGACCCUGACCCCUCUGGUUGUCGGCAGUGAGAUUUGCAUUGCCUUCACAGAAAGCAUCCCAGAAUUCAACAAAGGUGUCAAGGGGUUCAUUUUUCAUGACUAUUCAGUUCUCAUGCAGAGAAAAUGCAAUGUAUUUGUUUACUAUGGAAACACCCACUCUAUGCUUGCACUUGGGGCUUUGAUCAAAUUAGCUGAAAAAAGAGAAAAAUCCAUGGUGGGGAAAGUUUGGAUCACAGGGAUCUUGCAUGAUAUCAGCUUGAUGUCCUUUCUGAAGGCAUUUGAUAUCCAGCACAUCCAUGGGUCCUUUUGCUUUUUGACCCAGGCAAAUAAGAACAUCAACUAUGACAAUUUUGAAUCUUCUGUAACUACUCUCAUUGAAAUUGGAUAUGCAGCAUUUCAUUGUAUCUCUUCAAAUCAUGCAUUGUCUGUGAAACAUUUGGUAAGAUGCAGAGAGAAAGACGACCUGGAGACUCCAUUCCAUGAAGAGCUUGAAAGGAUCCUGCCUCAAGACAGCCACAGCAUUUACAACUCUAUCCAGCUGGUGGCCCAUGCCUUAAAUGCUGCCUUCUUAUCCAAAUCUAAUGGGAAGCUGAGAGGAGGCUGGCUGGGACUUCAGAAGCUACAGCCAUGGCAGCUUCAUCCUUUCUUGAGAAACUUCCGGUCUUACUAUAAUUCCAUGGAAGGAGUUUAUUUUGAUGAGAACGGGGACAUGGCAGUGGAUUUUGAUAUUGUGAACUGGGUGGCAAUGCCCAAUCAGUCUAUUGUGAGAGUGAAAGUUGGGAGUGUGGAGAGAUGUGCUGCUCCAGAGAUAAAGUUCAUCAUUGAUCAGGAUGUCAUUGUGUGGCCCAGAUGGUUUAAUGAGACCCUGCCUCAUUCUAGGUGCACUGAAAGUUGCCCACCUGGAUACACUAAGCUGAUUAAGGAAGGAGAACCUCUUUGCUGCUACGAUUGUUCUCCAUGCGUGGAAGGGACAGUUUCUACUCAGGAAGAUGCAAGUCACUGUCAGAAGUGUCCAGAAGAUCAAUAUCCAAGCAAGAUCCAAGAUCAAUGUAUUCUCAAGCAUAUCAGCUUCUUGUCCUAUGAGGAACCUCUGGGGAUCAUCCUAAAUGUCCUUACUCUUUUCUUCAUCCAAAUCACAAGUUUUGUUUUGGGAAUAUUCAUUAAAUACUCCGAAACCCCAGUUGUUAAAGCCAACAAUCGAGAUCUGUCCUACGUUCUCCUUGUCUCCCUUCUGCUUUCGUUUCUCUCCUCUUUUCUCUUCAUCGGUCAGCCCCAGAAGGUGACCUGCCUUCUCCGACAAACUGCUUUCAGCAUCAUCUUCUCUGUUGCCAUCGCUUCAGUGUUGGCCAAAACUGUCACUGUGGUGGUGGCCUUCAUGGCCUCACAGCCUGGGAGCAGGAUGAGGAAAUGGAUGGGGAAGAGCUUGGCCAACUCCAUUGUCUUUUCCUGUUCCUGUAUUCAAGUGGGCAUCUGCAUUCUCUGGCUGAGCAUCAAUCCCCCCUUCCCAGACUCUGACAUGCACUCCCAGUCUGGAGAAAUUGUACUGCAAUGUAAUGAAGGGUCUGUGGCCAUGUUUUAUGCUGCCCUUGGCUACAUGGGCUUUCUGGCUGCCGUCUGCUUCACUGUGGCUUUCCUAGCUAGAAAGCUGCCUGGGGCAUUCAAUGAAGCCAAGCUGAUCACCUUCAGCAUGUUGGUGUUCUGCAUUGUUUGGGUGUCCUUUGUGCCCACCUACCUGAGCACCAAGGGGAAAUACAUGGUUGCUGUGCAAGUCUUCUCUAUCUUGGCCUCCAGCUUGGGCUUACUGGGCUGCAUCUUUCUUCCCAAAUGCUACAUUAUUAUACUGAGGCCUCAUCUGAAUACAAAGGAACAACUAAUGAUGAAACAAAAAGAUGGACUCUGA